UCUGUCACUCUCUGAUUGAGCGGGUAUUCAGCUUUCACUUUUUGACUGAAACAACUCUCAAACGGUACUGCCACCAUUAUCCCAACCCCAACCCCAACCCCAAUCCUAAUCCCAAUCCCAAGCCCUAACCCUAAUUCUGUUCUCUCUCUCUGUUGUGUGAGGAAAUACGUAGACAGAAAAAUGGAUCGGUAUCAGAGGAUAGAGAAACCUCGGGAGGAAACGCCAAUUAACGAGAAUGAGAUUCGCAUUACCACUCAGGGCAGGAUCAGGAACUACAUUACCUACGCCACCACUCUGCUUCAGGAGAAAGGAUCUGAUGAAAUUGCUCUCAAAGCCAUGGGCAGAGCUAUCAACAAGACUGUGAUGAUUGCUGAACUUAUUAAGCGAAGGAUUGCUGACCUUCAUCAAAACACAUAUAUUGGCUCUACUGAUAUAACUGACUUGUAUGAGCCGCUGGAAGAAGGCCUUGAUCCUGUAGAAACUACUCGCCAUGUAUCAGUGAUUACAAUUACUUUGUCCAAGAAGGAAUUGGAUGGAUCCUCUACAGGAUAUCAGGCACCGAUUCCAGCAGAUCAAGUGAAACCAUGGACUGAAUAUGGUUAUGAAGGAGAGGGCUCUCCUAGUAUGCGAGGUAGAGGACGCGGUCGAGGAAGGGGUAGAGGUAGAGGGAAUGUUAGCAAUGGAGUAGUGGAAUACAAUGGUGAUGGCGGCUUUGAUGGUGGGCGCGGCUAUGGUGGCUUUGAUGGUGGGCGCGGCUAUGGUGGCAGGGGUCGAGGUCGUGGAAGAAUCCGUGGUUAUCGUGGACGUGGACGAGGAUAUGGUGGGGGAAGUAUGCAGCUGGAAUCAGGUGGUUAUAAUGCUUAUAAUGAUUAUGGAGGUGGGGCACCUCCUACACAAGGUCGUGGACGAGGGCGUGGCCGAGGCAGGGCAAGAGGUCGUGGGCGUGGUCAGGGUUUCCGAGUUGAUGGACCUCCUACUCCUACACAGGCUGCUGCCUGACCUCAGGAGGAGGUACCGAACCUGCAUUAGGUUGCAGAAAGUUUUGGAUGCCUGCUCUGCUAAUUAUGUCUAUUUUAGGGGCAAAAUGGGGGUUGGGGUUCUUCAGUAGUGAAGUUUAAGAUCCUUUUCUAGGGAGGGAUACUAGCUAGUGAGCUGCCCGCUCAAUGUGUGUGGCAGCCAUGUUUUUGUAGUUCGAAGGUAGGAUAAGGAUUGUUCUCGUUUAUAUCUGACCAAAACUUGAAAGUUGUAUACCUUUCUCUUUUAGAAAAUAAUAGAGCAGUACAUUCAUUCUUUUCUUUUUAUAAA
This is a messenger RNA of Prunus avium (sweet cherry), 1305 nucleotides long. RefSeq lists its product as uncharacterized. Gene Ontology annotation, molecular function: RNA binding. The record is from RefSeq and is a predicted model, not a curated record. NCBI's taxonomy places the organism in Eukaryota, Viridiplantae, Streptophyta, Magnoliopsida, Rosales, Rosaceae.